UCGGGACCGGCCCGACGCGGGCACGAGCGGGACCGGCAGCGCGCCCCACGGCCCCCCAAAAACACGGCAGGCGGCCAUGGAGGCGGCGGUGCCGGCGGAGGAGGCCUUGGUGCUGGUGGAGUACGGCUUCGAGUACCGGGCCAAGGACGGGACCUUGGUCUCCAUCAAACCCAACGAGCGCUACGUCCUCCUGAAACGAACCAACCACCACUGGUGGCACGUCAGGAGGAGCGGGGACCCCCGGCCCUUCUACAUCCCGGCACAGUACGUCAAGGAGCUGCCCCCCAUGGCAGCCCCGGCCCCGCUCGAGUCCCCGCGCACCGGGACGGAACCGACGGCUCUCGGCCCACCGGAGCCCACGGCGUACGAGUACCGGUUCAUCCGGGCAGCUGGGAGAGAGCCAGGAGGAUGCUCCCUGCUCCACGGGGACACGGAGACACGCAGGGACACGGAGACACGCAGGGACUCGGUGCCCCAAAGGGACCCCACGACCCGGAGGGACUCAGUCCCCAGGAAGGGUUCGGUGUUCCGGAGAGACCCAGUGCCUCAGGACUUGAUGGCCCAGAGGGACUCGGUGCCACCAAGGGACACGGUGCCCAGGAGGGACGUGGUGGCCCAGGACAUGGUGGCCCAAAGGGAGUCCCCACCCCUGCUCAGCUCAUUCAGGGUCCCCCCGGGGCUGAGCCCCCUCCCCGCAGAGCCCGUGCGUCCCUCACAGUCCCUGGAUGAUCUGGCACCACGCGGGGCCACCACCGUGGGGACCCGUGGGGACAUCCCUGGACACCCCUUCCCACUCAGCAAGAGCCACUCCGAGACCCUCUGUGCCUCCAGCAAGGACAAGGACACCACAAGGAGGUGGUCUGGGUCUGGCCAUGGGGCUCAGGCACCCAAGGAGCCCCCGGACCAGUCUGCCCCCAUCUACCUCAACCUCCAGGAGCUGCAGGGAGCAGCAGUGGGUGCCGAGGAGCCCGGCAGCUCCGGGUGGGAGUGGGAGACCCACAGGGACACGGAGAGCGGCCACGUGUUUUAUUACCACCCGGGCACGGGCGAGACCACCUGGGACUGUCCCUUUGGGCAGGGGGAGGAUGCAGGGACCCCCCCCAGCUCCCCCACCUCCUCACUGGCCCCCAGCCCCGAGCUGUCCCCGUGGGAGCAGCACCUGGACCAGGGCAGUGGCCAGGCCUUCUUCUACAACUGGGUGACAGGGGAGACAUCGUGGGAACCCCCCCCCACGGGGGACGGAGCCAUCCCCAGGGAGCUGCACCCCGGGGGGACACGGGACGGGGCCAUGGAGCAGAGGCCCCCCACCCCAGAAGCAGAUUACCCCGAGCUGUCCCCAGAGGAGCUGGGGGGCUGUCCCGAGGAGGACUCCUCACCCCUGGGCUCCUACCAGAGGGGGGCACCUUCUGCCUGCCCCCCCCCCCAGCACCCGGAGGAGCUGGGACCCUCCCCAGGCUGGGGUGGGCAGGGACAUCCCGAGGGACCUGGGGACUGCCCUGAGCUCCUUGGGACUGAGAAGUGGAAGAGCCUGGAGAAAGCUGGGGUGCUGAACAGGACCAAGACUGCAGAUAAGGGGAAGAGGAUCCGGAAGAAUUGGAGCUCCUCCUGGACCGUGCUGGAGGGACCCAUCCUCACCUUCUUCAAGGACACCAAACACUCACCUGCUGCAGCCCUGCGUCACCCCAGCACCCUGAGCACCCCUGAGCACACGGUGGAGCUGUGUGGGGCCACCCUCACCUGGGCCACCAGGGACAAGUCCAGCAAGAAGCACGUCCUGGAGCUGAGGACACGAGAGGGCUCAGCCUUCCUCCUCCAGCACGACUCGGAGCAGAUCAUGGCUGCCUGGCACCAGGCCAUCAGCAGUGGCAUCAGCAGGAUGGGCACCCACCACCCCGGGGAGGAGGAACCUGAGAGCAGGACAGAGUGCGGCACCCGGGAGAAGCUGGGGGGAGAGGACAGGAGGGCAGAUCCCCGGGGAGCCCUGGGACAUGUGAGGGGCGUGGUGUCCCCAGCAGUGUCCGGGCAGGGGACAGGAGGGGACAGCGAGGCCAGCAAAGUGCGGAACAAGCUGCGCAAAUUCCUGCAGCGGCGACCGACGGCACAGAGCCUGAGGGAGAGGGGCUACAUCAGGGACCCGGUGUUCGGCUGCCCCCUGGCAGUGCUGUGCGAGCGGGAGAGGGGGACAGUGCCACGAUUUGUCCUGCAGUGCAUCCAGAGCGUGGAGAGGAGAGGCCUGGACAUCGAUGGCCUCUAUCGCAUCAGCGGCAACUUGGCCACCAUCCAGAAACUGCGCUACAAGGUGGAGCACGACGAGCGCCUGGACCUGGAUGAUGGGCGCUGGGAGGACGUUCACCUGGUGACAGGAGCUCUGAAGCUUUUCUUCAGGGAACUCCCAGAGCCACUUGUCCCCUUCAGCCACUUCGACAAGUUCAUCGCUGCCAUCAAGCUGCAGGACCCAGCCAGACGUGGCCGAUGUCUCUGUCACCUCGUGUCCUCCCUCCCUCCCGCCCACCAUGACACCAUGCGUGUCCUCUUCCGACACCUCUGCAGGGUGACACAGUUCCAGGAGCAGAACCGAAUGUCCCUGCAGGGCAUCUCCAUCGUUUUUGGCCCCACGCUGCUGCGGCCCCCGGGCCCCGAGCCCAACGUGGCCGCACACGCGGUGUUCCAGAACCAGGUGGUGGCCCUGGUGGGCUCCAUGAAGGGGAACGUGGUGGCCCAGCUGGCUCCAGAGACCCCAAGCACCCUGUGUCCCUCUGCCACCUGACCCUGCUGACCCUCCCAGGGGGUGCGGGGGGGUGGGGUCCCCAUCGGUCAGGAGGGGACAAUGGAGCCCCGAGGUCCCCGGGCUGAGGGGUGGAGGUCCCAGCUGGGCAGUGCCCGAGGGGACAGUGCCACCAAUGGGGGGCAGGGACCUCCACCUUAUUCCUGAAUAAA
Calypte anna (Anna's hummingbird) is the source of this 2937-nucleotide messenger RNA. RefSeq names its product Rho GTPase activating protein 27 (gene ARHGAP27). Gene Ontology annotation, cellular component: cytoplasm. NCBI's taxonomy places the organism in Eukaryota, Metazoa, Chordata, Aves, Apodiformes, Trochilidae. Gene Ontology annotation, molecular function: protein binding. The record is from RefSeq and is a predicted model, not a curated record. Gene Ontology annotation, biological process: regulation of GTPase activity; signal transduction.